Messenger RNA from Aegilops tauschii subsp. strangulata, 480 nucleotides. NCBI's taxonomy places the organism in Eukaryota, Viridiplantae, Streptophyta, Magnoliopsida, Poales, Poaceae. The record is from RefSeq and is a predicted model, not a curated record.
AUGGCGGCGAGGUCCCUGGGGGACGGCGGCGGUGGUUCCCUGGGGGGCAGAGAGGGUGAGGGAGAGAGCCGGAGGAGGAGAGGGGAGAAGGGGGCGGCGGCGACCGGGAGGCAGCGACCUGGCGGGGCGGCAGCCAGGCUCGCCGGCGGCGGGGUUGAGAAGAGGCGACGGGAGCCGGGCGGCGGUGGAGGGAGCGGGGCGCUCGGGCUGGCUGCGGGCCUCGAAGCCCGGGCGGGCCUAGCGGCGCGGGAAGGCAGUGUGAGGUGGCGAUGCCACAUGGCGGCGGGGCAGUGGCUGGAGACGGCCAGGGGCGACGUGGCGCGCCUAGAUUGGUCCGGGGCGCGCCGGCGGCGGCGCCAAGUGGCGAACCAGGGUUGGAGCGGCGCGGAAUGCGAGGAGGAGGGUGGUUGGCUGCGGCUAGGGGUAGGCGGAGGGUCUAGGGGGCUAGGGUUGCCCAAAAAUGGCAAGGGGGUCGAUUAA